ACCUCCCUAUGAUCUGUAAUUUAUGCUUGUGUUUUGUGUUUCCUCUGUUUUUGCUUUGUUCUGCUCUGUUUCUCAGAGAGAGAGAGAGAGAGAGAGAGAUCUUUUAAUGUAAACCUUGUGAGUAAUAAAUGUCAUGCUUGUCAAUAAAUUAUUCUGUGGAUGUUUUAAUCUCUUCUUUCUUAUUGCUUCUUUACAUUGUAAGGGAAAAAAUAUAGCGGGAAGAGAACAGCCGUUUCUGGAAAUGAAACAUGAUGCAUUGGAUAGAGAUUGAACUUAAUUAAUCCCGUUUACAAUCAUCAGAAUCUCAUUCUCCGUGUUUUUUUGGCUGGCACCAUUGUCCCGUUUACAACCAUCAGAAUAUGUGUCUGCAUGCAUUCUGUCUUUUUUAUAGCUAUAUUGGGGGAGAGGGGAAUCGACCCUGUUUUUUGAUCCCAAACUCUUGGUCGUGAGCGGAGCGACGACAGCUGCCUCCUCCACCUGACUGAGUUUGUAGUGAACUGUGGGGCGCACCGUCUCAGACCGGUGGGGAGCCCACAGCUAGUCGCCACGGAAGUCCAAACUGCAGAGCUCACAGGUCCUCUUCGUUAGUUGAAGAAAGAUCAGGGGGCGACCGUACGUGUCGGGACCAGAAUGUCUGAAAGGCAGAAAGUAAAUAUGUUGCCGAAACGACAGCGUUUUGAUGUUCUUAACCCCCCGCCACGCAACGUGUUGUUGAAGUCGCGCCCUAAAACACAAAACACGGUCGGCGGGUGAAAUUACCGAAUUGGACCGUCACAAUUCUAAACGAAAAUCCCAAACCCAAGUUCUGGAGCUUCAUCGUUCACAGUAGCCAAACACCUCUAAAAUGCGAAAAUUGAGCUUGCUUGGUCUGCUUCGGAGGCGUUUGGUGUCGUCGUUGGCUGCAGAGUCGACUGUUGAUCAAGUUGAUUGGCCACGGAGGCUUUCGUCAUUGAGCGAGGCAUUGUAUCGAACACAUGGUUCGCCCUCUUGUGGUUCUGUAGCUGGUUUCGCUACCUCAUUGGGAAAUCGUUAUUUCCAUGCCUCAGGGUUUUGCUGCGCACCUGAAAGAGACUACUAUGAAACUCUCGGUGUUUCGAAACGCGCAAGCCGAGAUGAGAUUAAAAAGGCUUUUCGUGUGCUUGCCAAGAAGUACCAUCCAGAUGCAAAUAAGGACAAUCCUUCUUCUAAGAGAAAAUUUCAAGAAAUAAAAGAUGCCUAUGAGACUUUGCAAGAUCCUGAAAAGAGGGCACAAUAUGACAAGAAGCGCUCAAGCGGGUCAGAAAACGUAGGGUAUGCUGCUGGGGAUGCAGAGGGGUUCAGAUAUGAUAAUCAAACUCAUGGUGCUGCUGGUGCAGAAGGGUUUAGAUAUGGUUUUCAAACUCAUUUUUCCAGUUCAUUCCAUAAAAUAUUCUCCGAGAUCUUUGAACAUGAGUUCGAUCAAGUUGCAGCUGAUAUUGAGGUGGAGCUGUCACUCUCUUUCUUUGAAGCUGCUAAAGGAUGCAUAAAGCAUCUCUCUGUCAAUGCACAUGUUCCCUGUGAUUCUUGCUAUGGGCGUGGCUCUCCACUAAAUGCCAAGACCAAAGUUUGUCCUACUUGCAGAGGUAUUGGGAGAGUUACAGUUCCUCCAUUCACAUCAACAUGCGGUACUUGUAAAGGGGCGGGCAAAAUAAUCAAGGAAUCUUGCAUCUCAUGUGGAGGGUUAGGGGUUGUUGAAGGCACUAGAGAGGUUAAAGUUUCGAUACCAGCAGGUGUGGAUUCUGGAGAUACAAUCCGUAUUCCGGAGGCUGGGAAUAGUGGGGUACGAGGAGGUCAACCAGGCUGUUUUUACAUUAAACUAAAGGUUGCUGAAGAUCCUAUCUUUGCUAGAGAUGGUGCAGAUGUUUAUGUGAACUCUAAUAUUAGCUUUACGCAAGCUAUUCUUGGUGGUAAGGUUGAGGUACCAACUUUGUCUGGGAAGAUAGAAGUAAAAAUACCAAAGGGGGUUCAGCCUGGACAACAUAUUGUACUAAGAGGCAAAGGACUGCCAAAACAUGGUUUUCUAGUUAGCCAUGGAGAUCAAUAUGUGCGCUUCCGAGUUAUAUUUCCCACUGAAAUAAAUGAACGCCAACAUGCUAUAUUAGAAGAGUUUGCAAGGGAGGAAAUUAUGCAUGGAACCAGCACUUCCAAUAAAAGAGAUUGGUUUCAGCGAAUGCUUGAACAUGUUUCAGAGCCUUGGUUUAUGCUUGAACUCUCGGUAUUCAUAUUGCUCCUUUUGUUGCUGAACAAAUCCAUGGGCUGAAUGCUGGCUCCUGGCAAUUUUGAUCAAGAUACAUAGACCAAUUGUCAGUGAUAUAGAGACUGCUGCCUUUUCCAUUUGUCGCAGUUCUGUUAAUUAAAGGAUGAAAGUCGAUACAGGUUAAUUAGAGUCAUUGAGGCUUUACAGGAAGGAAAAUAUUGUACAUUGCAAAAUCUUUUGGUAAUUUUACAAUUCAAAUUAUAUGCCAUAUUUUAAAUGUUUGACGUCCAAAAACAUAUCUUGCACUUUUUAUUUGGGACUAAUAUAUGAGACCUUGUGGAAAAUAACUUGUUGAACGAGAUGGGUACACUGUGUGCACUAUGGCAACGUGCACAUGUGAUGCACGUGCUCAUUUUAAUGCUUAA
Molecule: messenger RNA, 2640 nt
Organism: Prunus dulcis (almond)
Lineage: Eukaryota; Viridiplantae; Streptophyta; Magnoliopsida; Rosales; Rosaceae
Product: chaperone protein dnaJ 1, mitochondrial
Exons: 20
Coding region: 845-2278 (477 amino acids)
Biological process (GO): response to heat; protein refolding
Cellular component (GO): cytoplasm
Molecular function (GO): heat shock protein binding; ATP binding
Source: RefSeq, a predicted model, not a curated record